AUGACCUACAGGUAUCUCGGUCUGCAACUGGAUGAUAGGUUGGACUGGUCAGCCAACACAGACAUCCUGUACAGGAAGGGGCAAAGCCGGCUCUACUUCCUGAGGAGGCUGAGGGGCGGAAGCCUGAAAAAGAGAGAUGAGAUGCGACUGGACAAGCUGGUCAGGCAAGUGGCGUCAGUGGUCGGUGUGGAACUGGACUCUGUGGAAGAGAAGGAAGGGGACGAAGCUGAGGAGCAGGAGGAAGAGCAGCAGGUGAUGGAACCAUGGACGGGUUCAGCUAACGGGAGAGCGUGCACGUGUGAUUGUGAAGCGGAGUCUGUGCCCAGCAAGCCCACCAUAACCUCACCUCUAGACACCACCUCCGUCCCCCCAUCACCUGCCUACAGUCGCCUCAUGGACUGCAUGCCAGAAUGCCCUUACCACAAGCCCCUGGGCUUCGAGUCUGGCUUGGUGACUUCAGACCAGAUCGCCUGCUCUAAUCAGGAACAGUAUGUGGGCUGGUUCUCUGCCUGGACGCCUGGCAAAGCCCGUCUGAACAGCCAGGGAUACGGCUGUGCAUGGCUGUCUAAGUUCCAGGACACUAACCAGUGGCUGCAGAUUGACCUGCUGGAGGUGCGAGUGGUCUCAGGGAUUCUCACGCAGGGCCGCUGUGAUGCAGAUGAGUGGAUGACCAAGUACAGCCUGCAGUACCGCACCUUUGAGCACCUCAACUGGAUCUACUACAAAGACCAGACAGGAAACAACAGGGUGUUCUAUGGGAACUCUGACCGCUCCUCCAUGGUGCAGAACCUGCUGCGGCCACCCAUCGUGGCACGCUACAUCCGCCUGCUGCCUCUGGGAUGGCACACGCGCAUCGCCAUCCGCAUGGAGGUGCUCACGUGCAUGAACAAAUGCACCUGA
Molecule: messenger RNA, 900 nt
Organism: Colossoma macropomum (tambaqui)
Lineage: Eukaryota; Metazoa; Chordata; Actinopteri; Characiformes; Serrasalmidae
Product: retinoschisin-like
Exons: 6
Coding region: 1-900 (299 amino acids)
Molecular function (GO): 2-oxoglutarate-dependent dioxygenase activity; methyltransferase activity
Source: RefSeq, a predicted model, not a curated record